This is a messenger RNA of Achroia grisella, 1046 nucleotides long. RefSeq lists its product as uncharacterized. The transcript has 5 exons. NCBI's taxonomy places the organism in Eukaryota, Metazoa, Arthropoda, Insecta, Lepidoptera, Pyralidae. The record is from RefSeq and is a predicted model, not a curated record. Bases 452 to 907 code for a protein of 151 amino acids.
UUGCGGCUCGCGUGUACCACUCUCAAGUAAAAGUUGAAACUUUGACGCGCGAACUAAGUGCGGUGUUAUGUCAUACAACUUAUAUGUGAUAUUGACACGAAUUAACCGUUAAACUGAUAAUAAGUCAAUUCGCGUUAAUAAGUGUGUAUACGGAAAAUUUUGGCCUUAAUAUUAUAGCUUCGAACGAUGUUUUAAGAUGCGCCGCAUGUACUGCAUGAAAGAAAAGAAGAGCUGAUAGCGUCUAAAUUUAAUGAGAACUGGCUGAAUAGAAUGUUGUGAAAAUACGAACAGAAAAACGAAGAAAAUUUAAAAAGUUGUAAAAAAGCGCGAGUUGGUCGCGGCAGUCGCGUAGGCGGCGCCGCACGGUGCUGUUGUGGCUCGCUGGCGCUGCUGGUUGCUGGUGGGGGGCGUGGGCGCCGUCAGCGCGCAACGCAGCCCGCUCGGCUGGGCCAUGGGCAGCUCGCAGCGGUUGGCGGCUGUGGCUGCUGUCUCCCACGCGAGGCACUAUUACAACCAUACACAACCCGCCGUCACACACGACGAUACCACGUCAUACACUGUUAAUAUAUUUUUUAUCAGUGCCACAUUGUGCGGAGUACUGGUGGCUGUAUGCGCCGGUUGCUGGCGACGGUCGCCAUCACGAGACAAGCCGGAGGACGGGGUGGAGUGCCGUGGGGUAUACACCGUUAGCACGGACAGUAGGCUUACUCAGCAGGCACAGAUGGAGUUGCCCGGUCCUCCGCCUGCCUAUGACACAGUUGUCGAUGGACCAUCUUCACACCAAAAGUGCCAUUCGCUACAGCAGGUAGUAACAGAGCCGAAUACUAACUGUCAGGAUCCAGAACGCAGCGAUAGUGGGCUACCAUCAUAUGAAGCUGCAGUGUUACUAAGGGAUACCAAAUUAUAAUAUGCCUUUAAUAUCAUAAACACAAGUAGUAGGUAGUAAGUACACAUACAAUUAUAAGAAAUAAUAUGUAAGUAUUAUUAUUAAUUUUGUAUUGUUAAAUAUUUAUUGAAACCACAAGUUCUCAACCCUAUUUAGCACU